AGACAUAUCUCCAUAAAUAAGAGCUUUAACCUUAAGAUGAAGAGGCGUCUGCAGCCAUGCCACUGAGAAAGAGUAAAGAUAAAGAGCUUCAGCCAGCCCAGGUUGAACAUGCAAAUGACAGUCCACUCCACUUUGAGGGUGAAAAUGAUCCCAUUACUUUUCUCCCAGUGUCACCUUUGGCAGAACGGUCCUAUGAGAAUCCAGUAUUUAAAGAGAAAGAGGCAGACCGUGGGGCUGACUUUGCUAAGUCAAGUAAUAUGUUUAGAGAUAUGAUGGAUCGUCUGGAUAUAGCAUUCAAAGAAAAGAACCAGACUAUGCAGAGACUUGUUGAGAGUCAAGCAGAGUUUGCCAGACGUCAGGAAGAGAUAAUCAGACAAUGUAUGGAAGAGAUGAUACGGGUCUUUGAAGAAGGCACUAGGGUGAUGCGAGAAACUGGGGAAAAAAGUCGUAGAAUACUGCAGGCUGUUUCAAAACAAGUGGUUGAGCCAGUGCAACAGCCCAGACCUGAGAUCCUUCUUCCAGUCGUUGAAAUGCCCAGACAGAUUCAGGAAGCCCCAAUCCCAGCACUCGGGGGGCAAGGGAAUCAGCCUCAUCCCAAUAUUCAACAGCAGCACUUUGUCAUUGGUGAAGAGCAAAGACAACACCAAUUGAUGGAGGCUACUACUCCUGUUGCAGACCAUGGUCAUCAACCUCAGCAUAAGUAUAUUCUGCCAACUAGGAAGGGAAAUGUGGGUCCUCAUCAUCAACCUUGUCCAAGGGACUUUUUCCAGCCACAAGUUCCUCCAGCUCAGCCAGUACGGCGUGGUCUGCAGAAUCAACCAGUUCAAUUCUUCAAUAGAGACCAUGGGCCAGCCUUGAGGCCAUUGGAAAAGAUUGAUAAGGGUAUCUUGAGAUUUCCAGAUAAAGCAAAAGAGGCCAUGGGAGUAGAUGCAGACCCUUUUCCAACUGUGUCUGUUGGCGUGAAUAUUGCAGACCUCAGGAGUGUUGCCAGAAAUCGUAGUCUGCCUUAUGCUCAAAGAAACCUUGCUGCAGAGGAUUUGAGGUGGUUUCUUGAGGCACAGAGAUCCAGACAUAGCAGGAGCAUUAGGUCAGACCAACAAAGGCUCGGGGGGCAAGAAAGGAUCACUGUGACUAGGAACUUCGGUCCAGAAGGUGCCAGACGUUAUUCAACUGGUACUAGAUCUCCAAGGAUGGUCAAACCGCCACUCAGGUCACCUUCUAGACGGUGGGAGAAAAUCAGUCAUCCCAAGUUUCCAGCCCAAAAUCCCAGAACCUUGAGGCGCAGACUGCAGCGUAAGAGGGCUGAAGAGCGAAAAAGACACCAGAAGCAGGUGGAGGCUGAAGGAAGUUCAUCUCACAGACCACGCCAACCUACCAAAAGGAAUAUGGUCUGGGUGAGAAAAGAGAAAAAGGAGGUUGUAACCCAGACUCUACAGAAGGAAGAUGACCAAUCUUCAGCCUCUUCAAAGGUGGCGUCUGUCAUUGUGAGUCCAGACGGAGUUUUGAAAGCAACUUUUGAAGCACAAGAACAGUUUGGGAAUCGUGGAGCUGAAUCAAAAGAAAAUGGCACUAUUCAUUUUGGGGAAUUUUCAGUGAAUUUGUCAUGUCUGGUGUUGACAUUACCCUUGGUUUUCCAAGCCAAGAAGGAGGAGGAACCAAUCGUCUGUGAGUUCCCAGAACAGACAGAAGAAGAGGUAAUUGUUGUUCCAGCUCAGGAUGAUGAAGAGGAGGACAUGGCUGACAAAAUUGUGUUUGAAAAACCAGAAGAAAAGAUGGCCAAACACAUUAGGCCACUUUAUAUCAAUGCUCACAUGGAUGGGACUCCAAUCAGCCGUGUCUUGGUGGAUAAUGGAGCUGCAAUCAAUGUCAUUCCAACUUGCAUGCUCUAUAAAAUAGGCAAGUCUCUUGAUGAUUUAGUGCAUACUGAGGUUACAAUUAGUGAUUUUACAAGAGGGGUGAAUCAUUCAAGGGGUGUGCUGCCUGUUGAAUUAACAGUGGGAAAUAGGACACUGAUGUCUGCGUUUUUUGUGGUGGAUACUGUUGCUACUUAUAAUGCACUUUUGGGGCGGGAUUGGAUUCAUUCAAGUUGGUGUGUCCCUUCUUCACUUCACCAGAAACUGAUUUUCUGGAAUGGUGGCAAGGCUGAGGUCGUGUCUGCAGAUGAUAAGCCUUUUUCAGCCAACACUCACCUAGUGGAGGCUAGAUAUUAUGAAGAAAACAUUGGUACCAUUCGAUUUUUUGGGAUGGAUAGACAUGGGAAACCGAUUGGGAUAACAACAUGCAGCAGAUUGUCUUUGUCUAAGCUUGCUGUGGAGGAAGAGAUAACAAAGAAAUUAGCGGCCUAUUUUGCUGAAAAAGCAGUUCAAGUAGACAGAUCUGAAAUUGUUCAUGAAAGUGAGGAGGCAGACCGAGGUGAUGAAAUAACUUUGGAGGAGCUGGAUCUUGCCCCAGCCAAGUUGGAUGACUUAAAAGCUGAAGUUCAAGACCCACUGGAGGAGAUCAAUCUAGCGUCUGAAAGUGAACCAAAGGUAACAUUUAUCAGCGGCUCUCUUGAGCCGCAGACACGAGAUGAAAUUGUCAGACUUUUGCAUGAAUUUAAAGAUUGUUUUGCUUGGGAUUACUCAGAAAUGCCAGGUCUGGAUCGAAAAUUGGUGGAACAUAAACUGCCAAUUGCAGAAGGAUUCAGACCGUAUAAACAGCCACCCAGACGCAUGUCUGCAGAGAUCACUUUGAAGGUGAAAGAAGAAAUUGAGCGGCUGGAUGAGUAUCCUAUGCCAAUUGCAGACUUGUUGAUUGAUGGAGUAGCCCGUCACAAAAUUCUAUCUUUCAUGGAUGGUCAUAGUGGGUACAACCAAAUUUUUAUUGCAAACGCAGACGUUCCUAAGACAACCUUUCGAUGCCCAGGUGCUGUUGGAACUUUUGAAUGGGUUGUGAUGCCAUUUGGUCUGAAGAAUGCUGGAGCCACCUAUCAAAGAGCCAUGAAUUCAAUUUUUCAUGAUAUGAUUGGUAAAUUCAUGGAAAUUUAUAUUGAUGAUGUUGUGGUGAAAUCAAAUGGGGAAGCACACCACCUGGUUCAUUUGAGGAAGUCUUUUGAGCGGAUGAGGCAACAUGGCUUGAAAAUGAACCCACUAAAGUGUGCCUUUGGAGUGUCUGCUGGUAACUUCCUUGGGUACUUGGUGCAUGAGUGUGGUCUGGAGGUUGACAAGAACAAAGCCAGGGCUAUGAUUGAGGUGAAACCACCACAAAACAAGAAGGAGUUGCAAAGAUUUCUUGGCCAAGUUAAUUUCUUAAGACGUUUCAUUUCUAACUUGGCUGGGAAAACCAAAGUCUUUUCUCCUCUGUUGAAACUCAAAUCUAAGGCGGAUUUUAAGUGGGAAGAACACUACCAGUCUGCCUUUGAUAUGAUAAAGCGGUACUUAUCCAGACCACCAGUACUUGUACCGCUUGUGAAAAAUAAGCCUUUAAUUUUGUAUAUAUCCGCCGCAGACGAGUCCAUAGGAUGUCUGCUGGCGCAAGAAAAUGAUAAAAAACAGGAGCAGGCUGUGUAUUACUUGAGUCGAUGUUUGACCCAGACCGAAGUGAAAUACUCUUCGGUCGAAAAGUUGUGUCUUGCUCUCUUUUUUGCUGCAAUAAAAUUAAGACAUUAUUUGAUUUAUUCUGAGGUGUAUGUGGUUGCCAAGACUGAUAUUGUCAAAUAUAUGUUGUCCCGCCCUUUGUUAAGAGGCCGAAUAGGUAAAUGGAUUCUGGCCUUGUCUGAGUUUAAUUUGAAGUAUAUACCACAGAGGGCUGUCAAAGGGCAGGCACUGGCAGACUUUCUUGCAGAUCAUCCAUGUCUGGACGUGGAGGCAGAUGAAGAAAAAGGGAUUAACUUUACAGAAACCAUGUCUGGAGCUGGAGUCAUGAUAAUUUCCCCGUCUGGGCUGAAAACACAGAUGUCUUUCCAGCUGGAUUUUAAUUGCACAAAUAAUCAAGCAGAAUAUGAAGCUUUGAUUAUUGGUCUUGAGAUGUUGGUGGAGCUUAAAGUAUCUAUGGUUGAGGUUAUAGGGGAUUCACAGCUAGUUUUGAAGCAAUUGUCUAGUGAGUACAAAUGUACUAGCCUUGCUUUAGCCCCUUAUUUUGCCUUGGCUGUGCAAUUGCUGGAAGAAUUUGAUGACGUGUCCAUCAGACAUGUGCCUAGAGACCAGAACUAUGAAGCUAAUGAAAUGGCUCAGAUUGCUUCAGGUCUGCGAAUUCCUGAAGCAUUGAUGUUACCCAGACGGACUAGCGCUUUCCAAUUAUUCAGUACCUUAAGGAUCAAAGCAUUAAGGAGAGGCAAUGAUGAACUACUGUUGCGUUGUCUGGGUCCAGAUGAAAGUUUCCAGAUGCUGUCUGAUGUCCAUGAUGGGAUUUGUGGAGCACAUCAGCCAUUUCGAGGCUGGGCUAUUGACUUAAUUGGUAAGGUGUAUCAUCUUUCAUCAAAAGGUUAUUCAUUUAUUAUAGUGGCAACGGAUUAUUUUACCAAAUGGGUGGAGGCUAAACCAAUAAAGAAGGUAGACCAAUCUGAUGUAAUCAAGUUCAUCAAAGAGGACAUUAUUCGCAGAUUUGGUCUGCCAAAAACAAUUACAACAGACCAAGGCACAGUUUUUGUCAGCCAUCAAGUGGAGGCAUUUGCAAAGGAAAUGGGUUUCCGUCUGUUAAAUUCUACUCCUCAUUAUGCACAUGCUAAUGGGCAAGCGGAGGCUUCUAACAAGGUGGUGAUUAAUUUGCUUGAAAAAAUGGUGGAUGACAAUCCCAGACGCUGGCAGGAAUUAUUGUCUGAAACACUGUGGGCUUAUAGAACUUCACAAAGGAGUUCAACCAAAAUGACACCUUUUGCCUUGACAUAUGGCCAUGACGCAGUCUUGCCAAUGGAGCUAACAGCCAAGUCUUUAAGGGUGGUGAUUCAACAUAAUCUCCAAUCUGGAUAAUACGAUGAGGCCAUGAUGCUUGAGCUUGAGGACCUUGAAGACUCACGUUUGAUAGCUUUGGAUAGAUUGCAAGCUCAAAAACUCAAAAUUGCAAAGUCUUACAACAAGAGAGUAAAAGGUAAAAAUCUGGCGGUUGGUGAUUUGGUCUGGAAAGCAAUUUUACCUCUUGGCAAGAAAGAUCACAGAUUU
Rubroshorea leprosula is the source of this 5135-nucleotide messenger RNA. The record is from the annotation of a GenBank genome assembly. Lineage: Eukaryota; Viridiplantae; Streptophyta; Magnoliopsida; Malvales; Dipterocarpaceae.